Messenger RNA from Papilio polytes (common Mormon), 838 nucleotides. RefSeq names its product nucleoside diphosphate kinase 6 (gene nmdyn-D6). Lineage: Eukaryota; Metazoa; Arthropoda; Insecta; Lepidoptera; Papilionidae. The transcript is spliced from 3 exons. Gene Ontology annotation, biological process: UTP biosynthetic process; GTP biosynthetic process; CTP biosynthetic process. The coding region runs from base 102 to 617 and encodes 171 amino acids. Gene Ontology annotation, molecular function: nucleoside diphosphate kinase activity. The record is from RefSeq and is a predicted model, not a curated record.
AUGUCAAUAUUCUUGCAAGAGCACAAUUUCAAAAUGUUGGGAAUUUCGAAAACUAAAAUAGUUAAUUUAUAAAUAAAGAUGUGAAUAUUUACAUACAAACCAUGGAAAAAUUACAACUGACACUAGCUAUAAUUAAGCCGCAUGCAGUGAAAAAUCCAGUCGCAGUUUCAUAUAUAAGGAAUGUAAUAAAAAAUAAAUUUGUGGUUGUGAGGACGAGAAGAAUUAUUCUUGAUACCAAAGAAGCUGGCGAUUUUUACCAAGAACAUGAAGGAAAAUUCUUUUUUAAUCGUCUAGUAACAUUCAUGGCCAGUGGAUAUAUAGACUUGCAUGUGAUAGCACACAAGAAUGCCAUAGAGUUAUGGAGGAAAAUGCUAGGUCCUACUAAAGUAUAUAAAGCACAAUUUCAGGAGCCCUACAGCUUGCGAAGCAUGUUUGGGAUAUCUGACACAAGAAACGUAGCUCAUGGAUCAGAUUCAACGGUAUCAGCUGAACGGGAGAUAAAAUUCUUUUUUCCUGACUUUUCAUUUUACGAAUGGCACAACAAUGAUGAAAUAAGAUUUAGGACUGGACCUAUUAUAUUUAACAAAUACCUUUUCCAACAUGUUAGAAAAUUGUAGCUAAUUUGAAACUACAUACACUCAGUUUUGUCAAUUUUAACUGAAAAGUUAAACUGUUUCAUUCAUAAACAAAGAUUUAAAACAGUUCAACUGACAGUUAAUUUCUACACAAGCACAAUUUUAACCGAAGCCAUACUGUUUAAAACUACAAACUGAUUGUAUGUAGGGGAUUUACUGAUUAGUACAAAGUUAUUUUCUUUCAGUUAUGUGAUAAUUUAUUA